Phytomonas sp. EM1 is the source of this 915-nucleotide messenger RNA. NCBI's taxonomy places the organism in Eukaryota, Euglenozoa, Kinetoplastea, Trypanosomatida, Trypanosomatidae. The record is from the annotation of a GenBank genome assembly.
AUGUCAUCACUUGAUCAGCAUCUGGAUACACUUAAUAAAUGUCAGACAAUCAAGGAAAGCGACGUUAAAGCCCUUUGUACUCGUGCAAAGCAGAUAUUGGAUUCAGAAGGAAACGUCCAUAAAAUUCCUGCGCCAUGUACCAUUGUGGGCGACAUACAUGGACAGUUUUACGACCUUUUAGAACUCUUUCGUGUAGGAGGCGAUGUCCCUGACACAAACUACGUUUUCAUGGGCGACUUCGUUGAUCGUGGGUAUCACAGUGUGGAGUCUUUUCUUCUUUUGUUGGUAUUGAAGAUCAAGUAUCCUAACCGCGUAGCACUUGUGCGUGGAAAUCAUGAAUCUCGCCAAAUUACUCAGGUGUAUGGCUUCUAUGAUGAGUGCCUUCGGAAGUACGGUAGUGUGAACGUAUGGCGGUAUUGCACAGAUGUGUUUGACCUCCUUCCACUGGUUAGUGUUGUAGAAGAAAAGAUAUUUUGUGUUCACGCAGGGCUAUCUCCUUCACUUACUACUCUAGAUCAAAUGCGGGCUAUCGAACGCCGCUGUGAAGUUCCUCACGAGGGGGCUAUGUGCGAUUUACUUUGGUCAGAUCCAGAGGAGAUUGAUGGUUGGGGGUUGUCUCCACGAGGUGCUGGGUACCUCUUUGGUAGUGAUAUUGUUUCGCAAUUCAACGCAAUUAAUAAUUUAGAACUUAUUUGCCGCUCUCAUCAGCUGGUUAUGGAGGGCUACAAGGCUAUGUUUAACGACACAUUGGUGACAGUAUGGUCAGCUCCUAACUAUUGCUACAGAUGUGGCAAUGUUGCUUCUAUACUGGAACUAGAUGAGCAUCUUAAUAAAAAUUUUAAAAUAUUCGAAGCUGCUCCUGAGGAGGCACGUGAAAAUUCGUCGAAGAAUGCAAUCCCAGAGUAUUUUCUGUAG